This is a messenger RNA of Racocetra fulgida, 481 nucleotides long. The record is from the annotation of a GenBank genome assembly. Lineage: Eukaryota; Fungi; Glomeromycota; Glomeromycetes; Diversisporales; Gigasporaceae.
AUGGCUGAAAAUCAAGAGAUUGUUUCAUCUUCGCCUAUGUUAGUAAAAACUUAUGGUGAUAUCUAUUUUAAUACACAAGAUACAGAACAAGCUGUAAAAUUUUUUGAAAACCUUGGCAUUCUUACUUUAAUACGUCUCUGUAAAAAAUGCCAAAACCCUAUGCGUAAAACGAAAGAUAUGUCCCGUAAGGAUAACCAAAAAUGGGUCUGUACCUCAAGAACUGCUUGUGGCCAUGUAAAUACUCUAAGAUCAGGAACUUGGUUAGCAAAUGCCAAAUUAUCUCUUUCACAAAUUGCUAAAAUUAUGUUUUGCUGGUCUCAUAAAUUACCUCAACAAUUCAUCAUGUGUGAAACUGAUAUUAGUACUAAAACGGCAGUUGAUUGGUAUAAUUUUUGUCGUGAUAUAUGCGCUAUAGUACUAAUGAAUCAAGAUUAUAAAAAAAUUGGUGGGUGGGGAACGGGCCGGCCCGUUCCCCACCCUA